UGCCUUCCUAGUCUCAACUUUCAACUUACAAAACCCGAGGACAGAGUAUCGAGAACAAUCUAUGGCCACACUCAAAAUGGCGGAAAACCUCGAGCCAGCGACGCAGGGGACGCAAGCGGAAGCGGAAAUUGAGCGAUACUCCCCCAUUCCACCAUGGGCAAGAAGGGCAAAGUUGGCAAGAGCCGACGAGACAGGUUUUAUCACUUGGCAAAGGAGACGGGUUAUCGUUCCCGAUCUGCUUUCAAGCUGAUCCAGCUCAAUCGCCGCUUUCAGUUUCUGCAGAAAGCCCGAGCCUUGCUGGACCUGUGUGCUGCGCCAGGGGGAUGGCUGCAGGUAGCUGCCAAGUUUAUGCCUGUAUCCAGCCUUAUUGUGGGAGUGGACCUGGUUCCAAUCAAGCCUCUCCCCAAUGUUGUGACUCUCCAGGAGGACAUCACAACAGAACGUUGUAGGCAGGCCCUGAGGAAGGAGCUGAAGACCUGGAAGGUUGAUGUUGUGCUCAAUGAUGGGGCCCCCAACGUUGGGGCUAGCUGGGUUCAUGAUGCUUACUCACAAGCCCAUUUGACACUGAUGGCUCUACGUUUGGCUUGUGACUUUUUGGCCCGUGGUGGCAGCUUCAUCACAAAGGUUUUCCGUUCUCGUGACUAUCAGCCUCUGCUAUGGAUCUUUCAGCAGCUGUUCCGCCGUGUCCAGGCCACCAAGCCCCAAGCCUCUCGCCAUGAAUCUGCAGAGAUCUUUGUAGUCUGCCAAGGAUUCCUGGCCCCUGACAAGGUUGACAGUAAAUUCUUCGACCCCAAAUUUGCCUUCAAGGAGGUUGAAGUUCAGGCUAAGACCGUUACUGAAUUGGUGACUAAGAAGAAGCCAAAGGCUGAAGGCUAUGCUGAGGGCGACCUCACUCUCUAUCACCGUACCUCAGUCACUGACUUCCUCCGAGCUGCCAACCCUGUUGACUUCCUCUCCAAGGCCAGCGAAAUCAUGGUAGAUAAUGAAGAGUUGGCACAGCAUCCAGCUACCACUGAGGACAUACGGGUGUGCUGUCAGGACAUCAGAGUGUUGGGGCGCAAGGAGCUCAGGUCGCUACUAAACUGGAGAACAAAACUUCGGCGAUAUGUGGCCAAGAAGCUGAAAGAACAAGCAAAGGCACUGGACAUCAGCCUCAGCUCUGGAGAGGAAGAUGAAGGUAAUGAGGAGGACUCAACAGCUGGAACCACAGAGCAGCCCUCUAAGGAGGAGGAGGAGGAGGAACAACUGAACCAGACCUUGGCAGAAAUGAAGGCCCAGGAGGUGGCGGAAUUGAAGAGGAAGAAAAAGAAGCUGUUGCGUGAGCAGAGAAAGCAGCGGGAGCGUGUGGAGCUGAAGAUGGAUCUGCCUGGGGUUUCCAUUGCAGAUGAGGGGGAGACUGGCAUGUUCUCCUUGCGCACCAUCCGGGGUCAGCAGUUAUUAGAGGAAGUAACACAAGGGGAUAUGAGUGCAGCAGACACAUUUCUGUCCGAUCUGCCGAGGGAUGAUAUCUAUGUGUCAGAUGUUGAGGACGACGGUGAUGACACAUCUCUGGAUAGUGACCUGGAUCCAGAGGAGCUGGCAGGAGUCAGGGGACAUCAGGGUCUAAGGGACCAAAAGCGUGUGCGACUUACUGAAGUGCAAGAUGAUAAAGAGGAGGAGGAGGAGGAGGAGAAUCCACUGCUGGUACCACUGGAGGAAAAGGCAGUACUGCAGGAGGAACAAGCCAGCCUGUGGUUCUCAAAGGGCAGCUUUGCUGGGAUCGAGGACGAUGCCGAUGAGGCCCUGGAGAUCAGUCAGGCCCAGCUGUUAUUUGAGAGCCAGCGGAAGGGACGGCAGCAGCAGCUGCCACAGACACUGCCUUCCUGUUUGAAGACUGAGAUAAUGUCUCCCCUGUACCAAGAUGAAGCCCCUAAGGGAACAGAGGCUUCUUCAGGGACAGAAGCUGCCACUGGCCUUAAAGGGGAAGAAAAGGAUGGCAUCUCAGACAGUGAUAGCAGUAGUAGCAGUGAGGAAGAAGAGAGCUGGGAACCCGUCCGUGGUAAGAAGCGAAGCCGUGGGCCUAAGUCAGAUGAUGACGGGUUUGAGAUAGUGCCUAUUGAGGACCCAGCAAAACAUCGGAUACUGGACCCCGAAGGCCUUGCUCUAGGUGCUGUUAUUGCCUCUUCCAAAAAGGCCAAGAGAGACCUCAUAGAUAACUCCUUCAACCGAAAGCCUGGAAUGUUGGAUAUUGGACAGAUGUCCUUUCCACUCAGAUACACAUUUAAUGAGGAUGAGGGGGAGCUUCCGGAGUGGUUUGUGCAAGAGGAAAAGCAGCACCGGAUACGACAGUUGCCUAUUGGUAAGAAGGAGAUGGAGCAUUACCGGAAACGCUGGCGGGAAAUCAAUGCACGUCCCAUCAAGAAGGUGGCUGAGGCUAAGGCUAGAAAGAAAAGGAGGAUGCUGAAGAGGCUGGAGCAGACCAGGAAGAAGGCAGAAGCCGUGGUGAACACAGUGGACAUCUCAGAACGAGAGAAAGUGGCACAGCUGCGAAGUCUCUACAAGAAGGCUGGGCUUGGCAAGGAGAAACGCCAUGUCACCUACGUUGUAGCCAAAAAAGGUGUGGGCCGCAAAGUGCGCCGGCCAGCUGGAGUCAGAGGUCAUUUCAAGGUGGUGGACUCAAGGAUGAAGAAGGACCAAAGAGCACAGCAACGUAAGGAACAAAAGAAAAAACACAAACGGAAGUAAGCAGAGCUGCCAGGCUCCCAGGAGAGCACGGGGACUAGGAGGAAGGGUGUGGCGUGGCUCAGUCUGGCCCCCUUGAUUACCAGCCUAGCCCCUGCUCCCAUCACAGCUGUCUGAAGAACAGUGAGGUGGAGUGCCUAGAAUUCGCGUGGUGGUCAUGAGCAGAGAGGAUGUCCUCCUGCCUGCCUGAAGUAAGGUCUCCCAUGAAAGCACUGCUGAACUGUGUUGACAGACCCAUGACCCUUUUUUUAAACCGUUAAAGGGAAGUUUGAUGUUGGAGCGAUACUCAAUGUAGUCAGUCUACACCUGGACGUGUGGGCCGCUUAAGCCCUCCCCCAUCCUAUUCCUGAAUAAAACCAGGAUAAUGGAA
Pongo pygmaeus (Bornean orangutan) is the source of this 3091-nucleotide messenger RNA. It is a transcript of the gene FTSJ3, whose product is annotated as FtsJ RNA 2'-O-methyltransferase 3. Gene Ontology annotation, molecular function: rRNA (guanine) methyltransferase activity; rRNA (uridine-2'-O-ribose)-methyltransferase activity. The record is from RefSeq and is a predicted model, not a curated record. The coding region runs from base 154 to 2724 and encodes 856 amino acids. Gene Ontology annotation, cellular component: preribosome, large subunit precursor; nucleolus; nucleus. The transcript has 21 exons. NCBI's taxonomy places the organism in Eukaryota, Metazoa, Chordata, Mammalia, Primates, Hominidae. Gene Ontology annotation, biological process: maturation of LSU-rRNA from tricistronic rRNA transcript (SSU-rRNA, 5.8S rRNA, LSU-rRNA); rRNA methylation; maturation of 5.8S rRNA from tricistronic rRNA transcript (SSU-rRNA, 5.8S rRNA, LSU-rRNA).